ACGACUGAGGACCAGCACCUGCACCUGCGCCAAGGUACGUUCGUGCGCGGCGGUUUUUGGGCGUUUCUUCCCCAAUCUCCUCCCGUUUCUUCUAUCCAGUUUGCUGGCGACUACACUUGUGAAUUGGCUGGUUGCCAAUGGCCUCGCCGCCACGAGCGAGCGGCACAUGGUUGUCGUCGCUGCCCGCGUUUUUCGUUGAAGUCACCCCAUUGGUGUUAUUUUAUCCACUCCCCCCUUGUACUUGUCUGGGAUGAUGCUCACAUGACAUGCGCUGCUGAAUUCGUCAUCUACUAGUUUUGACUUCCUUUUUUUCAACUGAAAUCGAUUCCAAGAGAUUUCCGAUUUGCGUAUCCCCCCAUUCAUGAGAUUGCUAUACUGUUUCGGCCACUGUUUCAUUCAUUCAUUUCGUAUCGCUGGCGACCGCCCUGCCAUGCGCGUUGCUUCCUUUCCGUUUCUGCUCCGCUCCCGACCUGUCGAUCGGUAUUAAGUAGUCGUGACACCGCCGCAGGAUUCCAAUCCGGCACCCUCGUCCUGUGCAGAUGACGACGCCCUCCGCUGGUAACGGCAAGGAGAUGACCAAGCUGGAAUCCGGCGACGCGUCGUCGUCUUCGUCGUCGUCGACGGCGACCAUGAGGAAUCUCCGCCGCUUCACUUGGACGGGCCCUGCCAUUGUUCUAGGCUUCGAGCUGCUGGAGAGCAUCGCCUUCUCCGGGGUGGCGCUGAAUCUGGUGGUCUACCUGGGCACCGUGCUCCACGGCACCACCGCCUUCAACGCCGCCCACGUCGACACCUGGAACGGCACCACCUUCAUCGUCCCCGUCAUCGGCGCCUUCCUCGCCGACAGCUGCUGGGGGAAGUACAACACCAUCGUCGCCUCCCUCCUCUUCUACCUCGCCGGCCUGGUGCUGCUCGCCCUGUCCGCGGGGAUCUCGCCGCUGCGGCCGGCGACGUGCGAGGGGAUCUCGUGCCCGCAGGCCACCGGGAAGCAGUUCUCCGUCUUCUUCGCGGCGCUGUACCUGACCUCCAUCGGCACGGGGGGCGUCAAGUCGGCGCUGCUCCCGUUCGGGGCGGAGCAGUACGACGUGGACGGCAGCGCCGACGAGGCGCGGAGGAAGCAGUCCUUCUUCACCUGGUUCUUCGGCGCCAUCAACCUCGGCAUCUUCGUCGCCGGGACGCUCGUGUCCUGGCUGCAGCAGAACGUGUCCUGGGCGCUCGGCUUCGGGGUCUCCGCCCUCUGCCUGCUCCUGGCGGCGAUUGGCUUCCUGGCCGGCACGCCCUGGUACAGGAUGCAGCGCCCCACCGGCAGCCCGCUCAAGGACAUCCUCAGGGUGAUGGUGGCGUCCGUCAGGAAGAGGAAGGCCAAGCUACCGGCAGCUGCGGGUCACGGCGGCGCUGUCCUGCACGAGGUGGCGGAGGACGGCGACCUGCAGAAGCUGGCGCACACCAAAGGGCUGGGGUGUCUGGACAAGGCGGCCGUCAAGGGCGGCGACGGCAAGGAAGGCCCCUGGGAUCUGUGCACGGUGAGCGAGGUGGAGGGCGUCAAGAUCCUGGCGCGCAUGGCGCCCAUCUGGCUCACGUGCGUGCUCUACGCGGCCUCCCUGGGGCAGAUGACCACCACAUUCAUCCAGCAGGGGAUGGCCAUGGACAACAAGGUGUUCGGCAGGCUCAAGGUGCCGGUGGCAUCGAUGGUGUCGGUGGAGGUCGCGUUCAUGCUCCUGUGGGUCCUGCUGCACGACACCGUCAUCAUGCCGCUCGCCAGGAGAUGGGGGCCUGCCGGGAGCGCCGGCCUGACACAGCUGCAGCGGAUGGGCGUGGGGCGGUUCCUUGUCGUCGUGGCGAUGGGCACGGCGGCGCUGGUGGAGAGGCGGCGGCUGCACAACUUCGCCGCUGGCAGGAUGAUGGGCAUCGCGUGGCAGGUGCCGCAGUUCGUGCUGGUGGCCGGGUCAGACGUGUUCUGCGGGAUCGCGCAGCUGGAGUUCUUCUACGGCGAGGCGCCGGCGUCGAUGCGCAGCAUCUGCUCGGCGCUCUCCUUCCUCGCGCUCUCGCUGGGCUUCUACGUCAACACGGCGGUGGUCACGGCGGUGUCGCAUUUGAGGCCCGGGUGGCUGGCGCCGGACCUCAACGCGGGGCACCUCGACUACUACUUCUGGCUCUGGGCGGUCAUCGGCGCCGGCAACCUGCUGCUCUACAUCCUCCUCGCCGCCCGGUACACCACCAAGCAAGUCGUUCUCCACUCGCCGUCGUCGUCGUCGUCGACUUAAUUUGCUACUCCAACGCAGAGUGUACAUUAUGAUGAUCAGCGGUCCCUUUCGACAUAGUGUUCUUGUUGGAUACAGCUUGUUUUGUACAUGGUGACAGAGUGACAUUGAUUAGCUGAGAGAUAUGUAAGCCAGGUUACCUUGACACAUUUUUCUUUAGUUCUGGGUGAAUAAUUGGAAAGCAUAAUUCCAUUUUCAUCA
Messenger RNA from Lolium rigidum, 2459 nucleotides. RefSeq names its product protein NRT1/ PTR FAMILY 8.3-like. The transcript has 3 exons. Bases 540 to 2261 code for a protein of 573 amino acids. Gene Ontology annotation, cellular component: membrane. Gene Ontology annotation, molecular function: transmembrane transporter activity. The record is from RefSeq and is a predicted model, not a curated record. Gene Ontology annotation, biological process: transmembrane transport. Lineage: Eukaryota; Viridiplantae; Streptophyta; Magnoliopsida; Poales; Poaceae.